UGCUCCUCGUCCAUUUCGAGGGGGGUCAGGUUGCCGGCAAGUACCUGGGUGGAGAAGAGCACUCCUAUAGCAAAGCCAAGACUUCUAACUUCAUUUGCAAAAAUGUCUGACCAAGUCGUUAGUUUCUUGAAGGACUUUUUGGCGGGGGGUAUCGCCGCUGCCAUUUCCAAGACCGCUGUGGCCCCCAUUGAGAGGGUGAAGUUGUUGCUGCAGGUCCAGCACGCCAGCAAGCAGAUCACAGCAGCGACUCAGUACAAGGGCAUCAUUGACUGUGUCAUCAGGAUUCCCAAAGAGCAGGGCUUCCUCUCUUUUUGGAGAGGCAACCUGGCCAAUGUAAUCCGUUACUUCCCCACCCAGGCCCUCAACUUUGCUUUCAAAGACAAGUACAAGAAGAUCUUCUUAGGAGGAGUGGAUCAAAAGAAACAGUUCUGGCGCUACUUUGCAGGGAAUCUGGCAUCUGGAGGUGCUGCAGGUGCCACGUCGCUUUGCUUUGUGUAUCCUCUUGAUUUUGCCAGAACCAGGCUGGCUGCCGACGUUGGCAAAGGGCUCAGCGAGAGAGAAUUCACAGGCCUUGGCAACUGCAUAGCCAAGAUCUUCAAGUCAGAUGGUUUAAGGGGUCUUUACCUGGGAUUCAAUGUGUCAGUUCAGGGAAUUAUCAUUUACAGAGCUGCUUACUUUGGCGUCUACGACACAGCUAAAGGUAUGAUGCCAGAUCCCAAAAACGUGCAUAUCGUGGUGAGCUGGAUGAUUGCACAGACUGUCACUGCCGUAGCAGGCCUAGUGUCAUAUCCCUUUGACACUGUUCGUCGUCGUAUGAUGAUGCAGUCAGGUCGCAAAGGAGCUGACAUCAUGUACAAGGGCACCAUUGAUUGCUGGAAGAAGAUUGCUAAAGAUGAAGGAUCCAAAGCUUUCUUCAAGGGUGCCUGGUCAAAUGUACUGAGAGGCAUGGGCGGUGCUUUUGUAUUAGUACUUUAUGAUGAAAUUAAGAAAUAUGUUUGAUUCCCCAAAUAACUUCCUGCUGCAGAACCAAAAUGUUUUUUUUUUUUUCUGUAAAGCUAUGGUUUACUGGACAACAAGCUAUUUCCUAGGGAAAUCUGAAUAGCUCCUUCUUUAUACUCGUUGUCCAUUACAUCAUGGCAGUGUUUUAUCUAUAGCUUCAUGGGCAAUUCACCAAAGGAACUGUACAUAUAUAUAUA
Molecule: messenger RNA, 1196 nt
Organism: Polypterus senegalus (gray bichir)
Lineage: Eukaryota; Metazoa; Chordata; Cladistia; Polypteriformes; Polypteridae
Gene: slc25a4
Product: solute carrier family 25 member 4
Exons: 4
Coding region: 103-999 (298 amino acids)
Biological process (GO): mitochondrial ADP transmembrane transport; mitochondrial ATP transmembrane transport
Cellular component (GO): mitochondrial inner membrane
Molecular function (GO): ATP:ADP antiporter activity
Source: RefSeq, a predicted model, not a curated record